AGAGGUCUUGUAAUUGUCUACAUUGCAGGCAUUUCUUGCUUUUUAUGUGAUCAAUGACCUGCAGAUGAGUCUAUCUUCAAAAGCUUUGGUAUCUUUCUAAGCAUUGUUUCCAUUUAAAAUAAAAACCUUUUAUUUGAAGAGAAGGGAAGGAAAAAAAAACGAUGCCAACUCUUGUUCCUGUACUUAAUUGACGUGCAUAGGUCCCUUGUAAUUUUAUCUUAGCAAUUUUUCCUGUUACAGCAUAUCUAUUUUCCGCAUUAAACUUGUAAAGAACACAGAUCGGUGAGUAAUCAACCAUAAAUCAUCAAUUAUUAACUGAGUAGCUUAUUUAGUUUCUACUAUUCCAUGACGAAGCCAAGCUCUUGAUUGUGUCAUCAACUGGGAGAAAUAGUGAAGGAGUAUGAUUUAUGAUACAUAUUCUACAAAAUCUUCAUGUGCACCUCUUUCCGAUGUAAUUUAACAGGUAACUGGAGUGAGCAUGCAAAGUGUCUUCGUUGGCCGAGAUCUCAAUGACACUACUUUUGUGUGCAGAUCAUUGAGCUUUAUGGCUAAAAUGAUAUGUGAGAUUACCUCAUUUAAAACUAAAAGAUUCACUCUUUUCUUAUUAACUUGUUACUGUAAUUUAAUUGACAUAGGUGUGUCACUAACAACAAAAUUCGACACAACAAUUCAAAUUGAUCCACCUUAUCCACAACGUCGGCAACUACAAGCAUGGGUCAUCGAGAACCAUCAAUACUUUCCUCCUUCACUCUCAGUAGUACAUCCACAUCAGGAUUUCUCAUCUCUCUUCCAAUGAAUGAAGAAGUGGUACCUAUUGCAAACAUUGACUCGCAACAAGAUGGCCAGACAUUUACAAUUGAGGCAAAAAUAACCUUCCCCACUGACCUUAAGAAAUUCUAUAUGUUGGUCUGUUCAAACUGCGGACAAGACGUACACUAUCCAACCAUAAGAGAAAUUCAUUGUAUGAACUGCGACCAGAAAAAUCUGUUAGUACCCAGGUGCAGGUUUGAUGUGGAUCUCAAAGAUAACUCAGGCUCAAUAAUUGGAAUAAUUAUGGAUAAAGAAGGAGAAAAACUGUGCUACUUCUAAUCAAAUCAUAAUAUGUAUAAUUCUCACUUAACAAAUAUAAAUUACUGCCCCUCCUAGGGUAACUAUCCACCUAUGGAAGAUGUUCAAACUAACAUUACCAACAAACUCUUCCAUGGUCGAGCAAAGAAAGCAUUUGCCUGUACUUGAUGUACAACAUCAGUGAAAUUAUGCAUCCACUCCUGUGUUGAAAAGGAAAGUUUUGCGGAUUCUCUUCUGUCACCAAGCACAAUCAAUAUUCACGAAGGAAGCAAAAGAAAACAGAAAACAGAGCCACCCCACGUACCUGAACAAGCUGGAUCACUCAAAAUGAAACAGAAACUGGAACCAACAACUCCUCAAAAAAACAACUGAAGGUCAUUUAUGAUUUUACACUAGCUAUUAUAAAUUAGGUCUACUGUUAAAUCAAUAUUAUAUCACGCUUCCUCACUUUAUUUGAUGGUAUAUACUUCCCUAUUUGGAAGUACAUCUAGCAAAAGAUGUAGCUCAAAAGAUUGUUUUCCCAGCUUCUUAGAGAUAUAAUAAGUAGUAUGAUGAUGAUUCUUAUGAAUCUCUGUUUCCACUUUCUGGCUAGCAUGUAGUAGGCUUAUUGGUUAUUUUUGGUCAGCAGCUGCGUGUAGGCUCGCAAAAGUAGCUUGCUGCUCCCUGUGUGUAAAAUGGAAGACAAGAGUGUGUUAGAAAAUUACCUCAUGAGUAAAGAUGUUUUGGGACCAUUUUAGGUACAAAGUUUUUGAGGCAUGUAUGCACAAACCAAAAAGUUAGCAGGUCCUUUCCCUGUGAGAUGUGAAAAUUAUAAAAGAGUUUGAUGGUAAGUGCUAUAUUAGAAUAUAUUAGGGAGUUAAGUUAGAAUGCAAGAAGAUAAAGUACCUGUUUUUCCACAAUAGUCAGUAGUAGCUGCCAAAAAGUAUUUCAAUGACAUUGAGGGUCAUAUGUACGGUUUAAUUUUAUAAGAACUGAAUCCUUAAAACCUCAUCAAGUGCAUUACCAAGUACUGUGCAAAAGCAUAAACUCAAAUGAUAGAUCAUUGGAGCCUCCCUCUCUAAUACAGGAAAUGGAAGAGAAAGGCGUGUUGCAUUAUUUGAAGAGGGCCCAUUUCAGUCUCUGAUUCCAAAGCUAGCAAGAACACAUUUAUGGAAGUAAGAAUUUUUUCCCCUGAAUGUAUAUAAACUCAAUUGUGAUGGUACAUUCAUUGUCUUGUUCAUGAGAACUUGUAGCUAAACAUUAAAUCAAGAGAAACAGCUACGCGGCGUUUUUGUCCUUAGCGAAGGAAGGAUUUUGUUGUUCUAACAAGUAUAAAAUUGCAAAUGUUGAACUGAAAAGUAGAAGGCAGAAAUGUAAAGAUGUUAAAGAGAGGAAGAAGUUAUAAAUGAAUGACCUUCAGUUGUUUGAGGAGUUCUUGGUUCCAGUUUCUGUUUCAUUUUGAGUGAUCCAGCUUGUUCAGGUACUUGGGGUGGCUCUGCUUUCUGUUUUCUUUUGCUUCCUUCGUGAAUAUUGAUUGUGCUUGGUGACGGAAGAGAAUCUGCAAAACUUUCCUUUUCGACACAGGAGUGGAUGUAUAAUUUCACUGAUGUUGUAUGUGAAGUACGGGCAAAUGCUUUCUUUGCUCGAACAUGGAAGAGUUUGUUGGUAAUGUUAGCUUGAACAUCCUCCAUAGGUGAAUAGUUACUCUAAGAGGGACAGUAAUUUAUAUUUGUUAAGUGAGAAUUAUGCAUAUUAUG
This is a messenger RNA of Solanum stenotomum, 2804 nucleotides long. RefSeq lists its product as uncharacterized. Lineage: Eukaryota; Viridiplantae; Streptophyta; Magnoliopsida; Solanales; Solanaceae. The transcript has 4 exons. The record is from RefSeq and is a predicted model, not a curated record. Bases 712 to 1089 code for a protein of 125 amino acids.